This is a messenger RNA of Lymnaea stagnalis (great pond snail), 15505 nucleotides long. The record is from the annotation of a GenBank genome assembly. NCBI's taxonomy places the organism in Eukaryota, Metazoa, Mollusca, Gastropoda, Lymnaeidae.
AAUUUGAGCAGUUUAAAAACACAUUGUUGAAAUCUAACAUGGCAGCUGUUGUGAAGAAAAAACAAUUUUCUCUUAAAGUUUUAUCGAGAAACCCAGAAAACUACAAAAGAGAAACAAAACUAGACAUUCACAGAGGUUAGUUAAUUUGAAUUUUAGGUUUUUAAAAUGUUUUACAUUUUUAAUGGCUGCGGCUAUUCAAAUUGGUACGCUUCGCCUAACUGGAACUUAACUUACACUUACACAUUAUCAUAAUUAUCAUUAAACUUACUUAUACUUCUAGUCUAGUAGUCCCUAGACUAGUGUCUAAGUCUAGUUCAGUAGCACUAGUCUAGUUGGUGAUAGAUUAAUGCAGAGCAGUAUUGAUAAUUGAGUAAGUGGUUCCAGUCUUGGUACUCAUUAAUUUUUUAAUUAAAUCACUGAAUUCAUUCAUGUGACCGUGUUCCUAGCCUAAAACUAAAACAGAGUGAGAUUGGCCAAAGUUUCUCUGUUGUUAUCUUUAAGUUUAAGUCAUUUUAUUGUUAUUUUAUUUAACUAAAGUAACAAGAUUUUUUUUAAUAUGCACACUUUGUAUGCAGUAAAACUAUUAUUAUGGUAAUUAUAGAUAUAUUAUGCCUAUAUUUAGAUACUUUGGUCAAAAAUGUAAACAUUUUUUAAAAAUAAACCAAUGGCACAGUUGAAUAGAGCUAAUUUUAAACAUAAUUAUAACACCAAAAUCAUAUUUUUAGCUGUUGUAGUUUUAAAGUUAUGAAUUUUUAAAGUACGACUUGGUUUGUCCUUUUUUAACAUAGACUGCAUCUCCACAUUCUGUGACCUCAUUCCGCUGAUCGCGUCAUGCGCAAUGACUAUAUAGUUUAUAUAAGGCAACGUAUUCCCUUAUCACUAAAAUACUGUUUAGGGUCGACUUAUUUUAAACUUUCAACUUUGGCACAUGAAUAAUUAAUAAAAGCUUUCCCUUACCAAUGGUUUAGUAGCUUUUGCACACGGAAAACUCUUAUGAAUGAAACUCUGAGAUAGUACUACAACGUAGCCGUUAUGCAAGUGGCUGUGAAUGGUUGCCAAUGACAACGUGUUGCACACGGAAAAUUCUGAUCAUUUAUAUUAUGGACUCUGCAGGGUUUUUAAAGCUCAAAUUAAAACAUUUCCAGUUUAAAUGUCUUCAAAAUGCAUUCUGAAACACAAAUUAUAAAAUAUUUUGAUGUAUAUAGUGGUAAUAAUUAAAUAUUUCCUAAGUAUCGGCAACUUCCGCCAUUAAAAAGGGGGCGUGGCCCAAGCCAUGUCGAAAUUAGGCUGAGCCACCUUAUGGUGAUAUGGGUCACUGUGACAAGUGUAACAAACGUGGGACACGACCUACAUCAAUGAAACUUGGCACAGAUAUAGAUCAAUAUCUAAUGCUCAUACAGAUUUAAUAAAAAAGGACCUUAUCUUAUAAUUAGGCUGAGCCACCUUAUGGUGAUAUGGGUCACUGUGACAAGUGUAACAAACGUGGGACACGACCUACAUCAAUGAAACUUGGCACAGAUAUAGAUCAAUAUCUAAUGCUCAUACAGAUUUAAUAAAAAAGGACCUUAUCUUAUUAUUUCACAAAAAAUUUUGUAUGCGAAGAUGCCUUAUAUAUACCAAAGAUUUUCAAGAUAAAGGUCGAUUGAAAAAAGCAAAAUAGCUGGCUAGAAAUGUAGGCCAAGAUGUCUUCCAAAUUAUAAGGCCGGAAACAGAACUCAAAUAUAUGUGGAAAGAACUAAUUUAAUAAUAAAUAGACACACACAUCGGAAAAUUAAAAACUCGUAUUUUUCGGCGCCGACGCCCAUUUCCGAUACAAAAAAAAUAGUAGUCUCCCUUCUUUCAUCGAAGUAUCUAGCCUAUAUUAAAGUAUAUUUUAGGUACACCAAUACUGGACGUCGCUGGCAAAAAAAUGACGGCUUUGCGAGGUACAUUUCUGUGACCAGCCGUGAAGGGCGGGUUUCGGUAUACGUCAGGCUUUGUCGUUCCUAUGCAUCAUUUUUUUAAAAAGAAAUAAGUUUCAGUCUUAAGACUGAAGAAUUCCGGUCACAAUGGUAUAAAUGCUGUGUCAUUCUGACCUGUCUCAGACGAACAAUUGGAGCGCGAACCGUCGCUAAGUUUAAACUCGUGUUGAUUUUUUUGCAUGGUGGAUGCGACAUUCAAACUUUAAGACGAGCUAGCUUGAUCGCAGUAACAUUGAAAGCAUUUAUUAACAUUACUGAAAAAAUUACUGGCUAUUUCUAGAAUUUAUGAUACCGAGUGAACAAAAAAAAUCCACAUGUUAUGAAAAAACGGCGGCCAUCUUUUUUUACAUUAUUUUAUUGACCGUAGGGAGGUGAAAUUAUUUGGAAAUAAAGGUGUAAAUAAAACAUUUCUUAAUCAUUGAAACAUCUGAUUAAACAAAUGUUUUUGAUUCUUAUAUGAUUAAACAAUAUAAAUGUAUACAAAAAAUAAUAAUUUGUUUUAAAUUAAUUGUUUGUACAAUCAUUCUUUAUAAAUAAGAAAUUGAUCAAUUUGCCAAUAAUAGUAAUAGGAAUUAAAUUUGCCAAUAAUAGUAAUAGGAAUUCUUCUUUUUUUCAACAAUAAUAACAAUGUAUUUAUUCUCUAUUAUUAUUAGAUAAACUAAGACAACUAGACCUCUAUUAAUACUAGAAUAAAUUAAUGAAAUAAAUAAAUUUUGAUACUAGGGAUAUUUCUUUAAUUGAAAUUUAAUUGAAAACAAUCUUCUUUUUUGUCAGUGUACUCUAUUUGUUAAUGUUAUCCAUCCCUGUUUAUCUUCCACUCAGUCCACUGCUCUUGAUUAACCUUUUUGAAGACGUAACCUCGAUUGUCAUUAUCUAUAUUUUUAUUCUGAUCUGCAUUUUAUUUAUUUUAAAUUUACCUUACUUUUAGAUGGACAUUAUCUGUCCGUAUUGAAAAUUUUUAUAGUAAUAGCUUUAAUGGUUUAGUAAUUAUGUCAUUUUUUUAAAAAAAUAAAUUUUUUGACAAUUGUCAUUAUCCACGCCAUAUGCUUAUAAAGUCAUAUUUAAUUAAAUAUAAUAAGUUAAUUCACAAUUCAUGUGUUUUAUUCUGUUAAACAUUGUAUUGUAAAUGUAUCCUCCAAAUUUUGAGAGCUCUAACUUUAAUAGCCAAAAAAAUACAAGCAAAAUAGUACAAAAAGAGUAAUAAUGCCAUCACAGUUAAAAAAUUAAGUGCAAAGCCAAAUAGUGGGGAAAAAUAAAUCACUAAAAAUUUCAUAAAUGUUUUCCUAUAAAUGAUAGAAAGAUUAUCUUGGUGUCAUUGGAAAGCUUAAAGCCAGCUCUUUCCUAUGAUAUGCUCUAUGUCUGUGUGAAAAUUUCAGUUGGAGUACCUAUAUAUUUUAAUUAAUUAUUUUAAUCAUAAUAAUUUGCACAUUCAUAUGCAAAUUACAAUAAAAUUAUUUCUCAGCCUCAGCUGGAUUUUAAAGCUUUGACUUUGAUGGCAUUUUCCAAAUCUUUUUCAAAGUAUCAAAAUAGCAAUUUGAAGCUAAAAUUACUUCAGGAUUCAUUAUCGCACUGAGGUGUUGUCACUAGUACAAAGUAGUAAUAAAUAAAUGGCUCAAUACUUUGCCAGCGUGAUUAAAAGCAGGUUUUUAAAGUUCCGGUUUUGGUUUGAUUUGAUUGGCUGGACUGCCAAUAGCUUUCUAGAAGCUAUUGGUAGAUUAGUACAAAUAGCUCCCUAGAAGCUAUAGGUAUUAAGCUACCAAUAGACACUUUUUUUAAAUUGUAUUUUCUAUCUUUAUCUAGUCCUUUAAGUAGGCUUACUUGCCGGGUCUUAGUUAAGUCUAAGUCGCUGCUUAUUAUUAAUAUUAGUACCUUAAAUUAGUGUUUAGCUAACUUAGGCUAGGCUAUACUGUUUCAUGUGUUUGGUAAUAAAUAUGUAACUUAGACUAGUCCUAUGUCUAUAAUGAUAUAAAAACACUAUAGUCUCAAAUAGACCCUAAUAACAUAGUCAACAAAGCACUCUCAAGUUUCUAUCAAUUUGAUAUUGAUUACUAUGAUUAUAGGCAUUUUAGUUACUACUUCAGUAUAAAAAAAUUAUAUAAAUAUGACAGUUUUAUAAAGCGAAUUUAAAAAAUGAAACAGAAUCAACUUUCUAGCUUAAGUUCUUUUUGAGCUAUGAAUUUUUAAAGUGGGAGUUCAUUUGGUAUUUUUUUCUAUGGACUGCACUCCAAUCUACCAUUUGUAUAGAAGAUUUUGGAGAAAGUCGUUCUCCGCCAGCUCCUGACUCACCUCACUCAGUGCGACUUGUUUGAGCCUUUUCAGCCAGCAUACAGGGCUCAUCACUCUACCGAGACAGCCCUGUUGCGCGCCAUAAAUGACCUCCUGUCAUCUUGUGGUGAGGGCAAGAUAUCACUUUUGUCGUUAUGUGAUUUAUCAGCUGCGUUCGAUACGCUUGACCAUGGCAUACUUCUCCAACGUCUGGAAAAUACGUUCGGUUUCAAUGAUACCGUCCUGAAAUGGUUCUGCUCGUAUCAGAAAAAUCGGGUCCAAUCAGUUAUCGCAAACAGCUUGACCUCGAAGCAAUCUAUCAUUGAAUUCGAAGUACUCCAGGGCUCGGUCCUAGGCCCGGUGCUUUUCACUAUGUACGUUCAGCCUCUGGGUGCAGUGAUCAAGCAGUUUAUAUGAUAUAUCACAUGUUCGCGGAUGAUACCCAACUUCUUUGAUCCCCUCUCAGUUCCCUCAGCUUCUUAGUAUGACACAGAAGACAGUGGAGUCAGUUAAGCACUGGAUGACCAUAAACAAGCUUAAAUUGAACGAUGAAAAGGCCGAGCUGAUCCCCAUUUCUACUGCUCAAAAGCUAAAAUAUUUAAAGAACACACAAACCCUUACUCUCUCAGGUAUACAGAUUGAGUAUGCAAAACCCGGGUGUCUACUUAGACAGAACACUAACUAUGGAAAAUCACAUUAACAGGCUUUGGAAGGCGAUUUUUCUAGAGCUGCGCAGAAUUAGUCAUAUUAGACCUUUCUUAACGUUAGAUUCAUCAAAGAGGCUGGUGUCUGCAUUCGUGCUAUCAGGCAUGGACUACUGCAAGGCUCUUAUGGUGGGUCCUCUAGCUACGCUCCUGGAUAAAAUUCAAAAAGCACAGAAUAAUGCGGCUUGUAUUGUUCUUCGAAAACGCAAAUUCGAUCAUGCUAAAAUACUUCUGAGAGAGUUGCAUUGGCUGCCGGUCCGCUCUUGCAUAGAGUACAAAAUUGCAACUCUGUGCUACCUACCGCUGCUUGCAUGACCUGGCACCAUCCUAUCUCAAAGCGCUACUGACACCUUAUGUACCCACUAGACAACUCUGCUCAUCUGAAAGUGACAGACUCUCGAUACCACGUGUUUGCCUUGAGACUUACGAGGGGCGCACUUUCGGAUUUGCUGGCCCUGUCGCUCUCAGAAAUAGUCAGACACUGGAUUCUUUCAAAACUGAUUUGAAGACUUAUCUAUUUCACAAACACAUGCUGAGGUGAUGUUGUCUAUCUAGCUAUUAUCUUGUAGAUGUAUAUUGGCCUGUGCUGUUUAUGGUUGCAAGGUAUAAGAGACUUAGAAUGGGUAGUUUUUGUAAUGUUGCAUUUUGUACUUCAAUUUGGUAUGUACCGCGCUUCGAGCCUUUGGGGAUGAAGCAUUAUUUUCAAAUAAUCUUUAUUAGUAUUAUAUUGUGACCCUAUUCCGCUGAUAGCGCUAUAAAUCUUCUUUAAAUGAUAGUUUUAUUAAACUUUUAUUUUUAGGAUUAAGGCUAGUUUAUUAAUUUUAAUUUUAUAAAUUUUAAUGUACCUAGCUAUGUAAUAUUAUUAUUAAAUUUAAUAACUAUGAAAUGGAUGUUCUGCUCACUUAGUCUUAGGCUUCCAUUAUAUUUUAUUUAUAUAUAGACAAUGUAAGGCAAGGCUGCUCCUAAAAAUAAUCCUGGUUUGGGACUGCUCAUUUUGAACUUUCAACUUUGGCACAUGACUAAUUAAUUAAAGCUUUCCCUGGCCAAUGAUUCAAUAGUGUUUACACAUGGCAAUCUCUUAUGAAUGAAGCUAUGAGAAUAAUACUCUAGUAGUAUAGUACAUGCUAGUGACUGUGAAUGGCUGCUCAUGAGAAAUGGCACAUGUAUACAUCAAGCUAUAAUGUGACAGACAUAUAUUUUGAACUUCUUCCACAAUUUUGGGAAAAUUACGAUGAAAAUGUAGGCCAAGAUGUCCACUACUGUAAAUGUGUUUAUGAAUACCCCAAUUAAUGUCAAAAUAGUCCUUUCAUCAAUGAAAAUGCACCAUUUUCCAAAAGAUUAAAAACUUACAUUCUUCUGUGCCAAUUCCCAUUUCCCAUACAAGUAGUCUCCCUUGCUUUACAGAAUUGCCUACUAUGAAUUUUCUUAGAAUAGACAUAUCGUUUUAUUAUCAAACACUUUUGUUCUAAAUAGAAUUUGAGGUCUUAACUUUGAAAAUUGAAGGUAAAAUAAUGCUAACUUACAUUCAUAUUUUUUGUGUGUAUAAUUUGUCUUUUUAAAGUAAAUAACUUGAUUUACACUGGAAAUCUAGAGUUUUUGCUCCAUAAUAACUCAUUUAGAAUUUAAAAAAAAAAAUAAUUUAAUAACACAAAUACAUAUUUUUAAUAUGCUUUUAUUGAGGGAAAUUGACUUUGGGAGUGUGUAAAAUAGCUCUUAAUUAAUUAACCUCAUUAUUAUUACAAUUAAUUUAUUUAUAUAUAUAGACCUAAACCCACCACAACUUAUUAUUUGUAUGACACAUUAUUCAUUUGAUGUAAGUAAUGGUAUUUUAAUGAAUAUUAUGAUGAUUCUUAAGGAUAAAUUAAGUUGAAAUGUUAAAAAAAGAUUCACUUACCUUUGAUAUUGAAAUAUCCAUUAAUUAAUCACAUAUCACUAUAUUCCACAAAAGAAUUAUUAUAUAAUCCUCGGUAUUCUCAAAGAAAUAAUGCACUUUCUGCCACAAUAAUCCAAGAAUAUUUUAGAUAUUACUUAAAAUAUUUUGCUGAAUAUUAACAAAGACUAAACUUAUAUUUUGUAGCUUUAUUUAGAAGAAUUUCUCAUUAAAUAUGUUCCCUGUAAAUAUUUUAUUUUUAUCUCAUUGCAUAAUAGAGUUACAGGGCAAAAAAUAUAUGCAAAAAAAACUGGUCAUGAAAUGUGGAGGACAACUCCAUAACAAAAAAGUGAAUUUUAGGUCCUUCUAAAAAAUUCAUACUUUUUAAACCAUUUGAGUGAGAAUGUUGAUUUGGUGCUUUUGUAGACCAUUCACUGUGCUGAUCUUAGCCUGAGGUUACUAUGUUUGCCUCAAAUUUAGCUUAGGUUAAUAGAAUUUAAUUUGUUUCAGCUCCAAUAAACCCAGAAGGAUAUCUCCACCCAUUUGCAAUCGACAGAGAAUAUCAGCGAGCCUUGAAUGCUACAAAAUUAGAACGAGUGUUUGCAAAACCUUUCUUGUGUGGCUUGGAGGGUCACAGAGAUGGCAUAGAAGCUUUAGCAAAGUUCCCAACACGACUUUCACAUGUCUUGUCUGCUGCUAGUGAUGGGGAGGUAAAUAAACAUGUCCAUAUAUGUUUCUAAUUACAUAAUUUCCCUUUUUUUUAAUCAACUUUCAUUGGCACUUGCAAACAAUCACUUUGAUCUUUAAUUUAAAACUAAAAUUAAAUCGCAUGCGAUGUUUUGUUACUUAAUGAAAAAAUGCAUAAGAAAGAAUACCCAAUCUAUUCUAUUACUUGGAAUUAAAGUUUUCAGCAUGGUUUUUAUAAAACAACUCAAAAUAUUUUUUUUCCUUAAUUUAGAUUCGAUUAUGGAACUUGGCAACAAAGCGCUGUGUGAGCAGUGUCUUGGCACAUGAUGGACUUGUUCGUGGCUUGUGUUCACACAGAAGUGGAAACUUCUUCAUGUCUGUUAGUACAACAUCAUCCAUUGUAUCACAGUGAAUAAAAAUAAAUAAUAUUUUGAGCACCUUAAAAUUUUAAGUCUUUAUUGGAGGUUUGUUGAGGCUUGAAUUUCUUCUAAUAGGUGAACUCAUUCAAUAUGUUAUUUAUGUUAAAACUAUUUUAAGUUUUUUACAUCUAUUUUCAAGCUGAGUUUACUUUCUCUUUCCUAGUGUGGUCAAGAUGCAAACAUUAAAUUCUGGGCAUGUUCUGAAGAGGGCAAUAUCACACAGGAACCUAUUAGGACAAUACUUAAUAAGGUAACUUUUAUGUUAAGGUUAUAACAAAAUCGUUUGUGAAAGGAACUGAACAGUCAUGAUAUAAACUAAAAAUUUGUUUUGGAAAGUCACAAGUGUUUAUAGUAAUAUGAUAGCAAAGCAUGAUAAAAAUCUUGCAUUUUGAGCCACUGGUAUUUUAAUAUCACUGAACAUGCUGUAGGAUCACUGCAUUUAAUACACAUUGUGUUGAUUUAAGGAGAAAAAUAAAAACAUGUACUUUUACAAAAUUCUCUGCUUAAAAAAUCUUUGUAUUUAAUGACCUGUCUACAGCUUUAUGAUAUUCCAAAUUGUUGCCAUAUUCCUUAGUUACUUGCAUUGUUACAUUAAAAUACAUUUAUUAUCAACACUAUGAAUUUUUCAGCAAGUUUAUCAGGGCAUUGACCACCAUGAACAUGAAGAUAUUUUUGUCACCUGCGGCCAGUCUUUAGAUGUUUGGGCAGGUGAUAGGGCACAGCCAUUUCAGUCUUAUACUUGGGGACUGGACAGCAUGCACCAUGUCAAGUUUAACAGAAUUGAGGUAAGGGGCCCUAAAUAGUCAUUUUUAUUGUAAACCAGGUUUGCAGGUUUCAAUCUUUUAUUGAUAUCAUUGAGUAUAUUUUUUCCUGAUCAACUUCAUGGUCUCAGGGCUGAUCUCUAGUUCUCCAACUAUCGUUAUGUCAUGUAACACACUUACCCACACCACAGUCUGUGAAGUAGAAUGAAAGAUAAUUAAUUCAUUUCACGUCCUAUUUUGUGGUAGGAUACCCUAUUUAAUUUAGAAUUACUCUGGGGCUACUUGACCUUGGUUUCUCUCUAUGCCACUGACCAAUUUGUCAGUCUGUUAAAACCCAAGGACCCUAACAUAUUAAAAGGUUUAGUUUGAAAUCAUAGAUGUCUCUCCAACAUAGAUUGAUGGAUGCCUUGUUAACAGGGCCUACUUGGAAUUUUCUUAGGUUAUUUGAUACUAGUUUUGUGAACAGUUUCUUUCUUUCUUUUUUUUAAAUAAAAAUGUUGAAAAGAUAAUAGUUCUGAAAUGUGUUUUUGAGGCUUAUAAAUACUUUACCCACAUUUCAGACACAUUUAGUGGCAGUAGCAGCAGAUGACAGAAGUAUUAUGUUGUACGACACACGAGGGGGCUCUGGUGUUCAAAAGGUUUGCAUUCAUCCCGUUUUUUUAACACAAAAAUAUAAAAUUUUAGUGCUUAUAUUUUUUGAAAAUAUCUUUUUGUUAGGUUGAUUUGUUAUUGGAGUUCGUUUGUUUAUACAGUUGCUUAACUACUUUUAUCAGAGCUAUGCCCAAUAAUCCUUUUUAUUAAAACCUUAAUAUUAACUUAGCUUUUGUUCGUGGCUGGCUGGCAAAAUCUUUGGAAGGCUAAUUAUCCCACUUCCCGUCAUCCUAUCGAGAUGAAACUUGGCACAUAGAAUUGUUGCAGAUGACAACACUUUCUAUCAAAUUUUCAGCCCGACAAAACCAACCCUAAAAAAAAUCCUGGUUUUCAAAGGGAAGAUUAAGGAAAUAUGAUGCCACUGAUUUCACAAAAUAAUAUUACCGAUCUGCACUAAAUGAGAUUCUUUAAAAAAAUAUUGCAAGUGCGUUUAGGCAUAAGGAUCAAAAGGAAAUAGUGUACACCAAACGCACUUGUGUAAUAUUUUCUUUUGUUUUUCUGAAAUAGUUCGUGAAAUAAAUCUGCUGUGUAAAAUCGGGUUGGACAUUAGAGUGUAUAUAUAAAAUUAAAUCAUUAAAAAAAUGCCUUUAAAGAAUUUACACGAAAAACUUUUUCUUUUAAGGGUUGUUUAAUUACCAACUCUAACUUUAUAUAGGUCAUCUAUCAUAUAUAUAAAUAUUGUUAUAUUUAACUUGCUUUGUGAAUUUCAUUCCAAUUCUCUUGGUUCACAAAGCCCCACAUUGCUAAAGUUGAUUGCACAUAUUAAAAAAAUCUUCUUAAAUUGAAGUGUCUAAAUAUAAAGCCAUUUCAGGUUCUUUUUUAAAACUUUUUUUUAUGCUUUUUUAAAACUAUUUUGUAUCCAGCUUAUUAUGAGAAUGAGGUCCAAUGCAAUCAGCUGGAAUCCCAUGCAAGCCUUUGUGUUCACUGCUGCCUGUGAUGAUUACAAGUAAGUUGUUUGCAUUACUGAACAACUCUAACUGCUCUCUCUGUAUCUGUCUCUGUGCUCCAUCUCUCUCUGAGCUACCAUUUUACCAUAAUAAAUCUUACAGCUAGUUGGUACCAUUUCCAAAAAGCUCAAACUUUUCUCUCUCUCUCUCUUUCUCUCUCUCUCUCUCUCUUUCUCUCUCUCUCUCUCUCUUUCUCUCUCUCUCUCUCUCUCUUAGCUAACUGUUAACCAUAAUAUGCAUUGUAUCACUAUUUGGGGAUACCAGGGAUCUUACUGACCAUCCUUCACUUAACUUCUUAAGUGUUGAAUUUACUUUAUGAUUUGCUUGAAUUAGAGGGGCCAUCAAGGUAGUCCCAGAAGAAUUUUUAUUUCUUUUUGGGAAUGUGGAGUUGUGGGGUGUUUUAUUUGAUACAAGUAAGGGAUGUUUUACUACACAUGAUAUUUGCAGGUUAAGUAGUAAGAGAUGCCAGAAGGAUCAAUACAUUUAUUGUGGGCCCUCAAAAUAAAGAGGAAGAAGAGAGAAGUUAUGUGACCUUUUUUUUUAUUUCAGCCUGUAUACAUAUGACAUCAGAAAUCUGAGCAUAGCAUCCAACAAACAUGAAGACCACAUAGGUGCAGGUACUGUACUCAUGCAUUUUGUUGCAAGUUAUGUUGCAAACACCCAUUUCAAUUUAAACAUUAAAUCAGGAUAUUAAAUUUAACAUUGAAUGCGAUAUAUAAAAAUCCCUGAAUGCAUAAAUUUACUUACGAAUUUGUUCAUGUGUCCCUGUUCAUCUGUUUAAUUUAAUGUACACUUUUGCCCCCCUCUCACACAUUAGUCAUGGAUGUUGACUAUGCACCCACUGGGAAAGAGUUUGCGACUGCUGGCUAUGACAGGGCUGUUAGAAUUUUCAAUGCUGUCGAGGGUCAUAGCAGGUGAGUGGUUUCUUUACUGACAGUUGUGAGCUCGAAGAAACCCACUUUCUGGUGCAAUGCCUGAGGGUGUGAGCACAGGAGGCUCUUACACGGUGUCUCUCUUUUGCCCUGGUGAUGAGCCUGUACGGUUGAUUUUCUCACAGCAAAUUCGUUUACCCGUUCAUGCAUCGUUAUCUCAUUAAUACUGAACACAAGUCCGUAUUCCAAGAAUAAAUUAAACUUUAGUCCAAGUUAUUUAUCACCAGGUCCUGCAAUGAUUCAAAGAUGUAGUGCAUCUCACUACCAGAGGAUAACAAUCACAACCUACUCACAUAAAAACUAGAUGCUGACUGCCAAAGAAACGGCAUAGACAGUAUAGACACAGCAUCGCAGGGUCAUCACAUCACAAGUAGUAGCAAGCGUCAGGGUGCCAAACAUGUUCCCCAACGAACCACAAUAUCCAUUCUCAAAACCCUGGUAUGUCUUGGGGACUGCAGUUCACAGCAGGGGAGGCAAUGAAGAGGCUCAUGCCUCUGUCUACCAUUGUCAUGAUUCCCUAAGUGGUUUUCAACUGGGGCUCCUCAAAAUUCCUUUAAUGUUUCCCCAAAAAUAUAUUGAAAUCUGCCAGUUGACUUUUUAUAAAGCAGAAGUGGCUGCUAAGAAGGAUGUGGACCGGCCGUACAAUAGUUCAUCAUCAAUGGAAACCUAGAUUUAGGUGGUAGCCCCAAGACAUGUAAAGUUUGGUAGCCCCAAGACAUGUAAAGUUCACAACAAUAUCCAGGUUGUACCCCUCAAUGCCAAAGGUGGGAGGAGGGAGUCUUACACCAUGAUGCAACCCCCCUCUAACUGAUGAACAACGCUCGAUGCUGCUGGGUGCUGUCCAUGACUGGACAGGGGUAGAUAGUACUUGGGUUGGGUGCUGACCAUGACUAGACAGGGGUAGAUAGUACUUGGGUUGGGUGCUGACCAUGACUGGACAGGGGUAGAUAGUACUUGGGUUGGGUGCUGACCAUGACUGGACAGGGGUAGAUAGUACUUGGGUUGGGUGCUGUCCAUGACUGGACAGGGGUAGAUAGUACUUGGGUUGGGUGCUGACAAUGACUGGACAGGGGUAGAUAGUACUUGGGUUGGGUGCUGACAAUGACUGGACAGGGGUAGAUAGUACUUGGGUUGGGUGCUGACCAUGACUGGACAGGGGUAGAUAGUACUUGGGUUGGGUGCUGACCAUGACUGGACAGGGGUAGAUAGUACUUGGGUUGGGUGCUGACCAUGACUGGACAGGGGUAGAUAGUACUUGGGUGGAUGAGGUUAAGCUUUUUACCAAUUGUUGUUUUUAAAUGUAUAAUUUUCUGUAAUUGCUAAUUUUUAUGGGAAGCGCAGUGAGCCUGGCCCUAGACUGGGUUACUGCAGUGAGCCUGGCCCUAGACUGGGGUACUGCAGUGAGCCUAGCCAUAGACUGGGUUACUGCAGUGAGCCUGGCCCUAGACUGGGUUACUGCAGUGAGCCUAGCCAUAGACUGGGGUACUGCAGUGAGCCUGGCCCUAGACUGGGUUACUGCAGUGAGCCUAGCCAUAGACUGGGGUACUGCAGUUAUUCUAAGUGUAGCUUUUUAGGUUGCAUCUUCACAAAGCCCAAUGUUGAGUACCAUUGUGUCUUAGGCUUUGCCGGCAGACCGGCCAUGCUGAACUGCUUUCUGUCUAACCUGGUGUAGAGGAUGGCUGAUUAGUUACAUUUCUGUAGGCGGACAGGGAAGAAGUUGGCAAAGAGCAUGGGUAUGAGCAAACAGAUCUUGCUUCACUCUAUUGUUCAUUAGCAUAGCUAGGAUUGGUGCCGCCCAGGCGAGCCAAGUGUUUUCCCUUUCCAGGCCACUAUGUGCUAGUAGAUAUCAGUUGUUGAAGCAUUCUGUGCUGUACGUGUUUUUGGGGAUCAACAUGACAGGAAUGGUUCAUCCAGAGGGGGUAUGGGAUGCUGUUUGUUUUCUACGGGGAGUCUAUUUUUUUCUGCCUGAACGAGUCUAAUGCCUUUGAAAAGUCUAUGAAAGUAAUUCAGAAGACUUUAUCUUUGUGCUCGAUUUUAUUUUAAAUAAAUAUGAACUGAAUAAGAAUAUGUAGGAGUGGAGCUGCGCCAAAUGCCCCCACCCCCAUUAGAAAAACAUUGAAAACCCCUCUUCUAAGUGUUUAAACUGCUGUGCUGGUAUCUCAUACUGUUUUAUAUCAUAGCAUGAUGCACCUGUAUAAUACUGUAUACCAAUCAAAAUAAUAUCUGUGGUAUUUGGGGCUGAAAAAGUAUGUGUUGUCAAGUCAGUUUUGUGAAAAUGGUUGGAAGACAAGACAGCUGGGAGAGUUUACUGAGGUUCAUCGCCUCUUCUCAUUAUGUACAUAACUAGAGUGUACAAGUAUGCAACAUGACUGUUUUUAUUUCUACUUAAUGACCAUUCAGGGAGAGGUUAAGGAGACGAUUUUGAAGAUUAACUAAUGAUACAUUGGUGAUCACAAAAGGAUGUUUCUUUGUAAAAUUUUAAGUUUUGUCUGUGUAAUUUUAUAUGAAGUAAAUAUGAUUAUAUUAUUUUAAUGUAGAUUUUAAAAUUAAAAACAUAAUUGGUUGGGUAAAUCAUCAUUUGUUUUCUUUAUUUAACUCAGUAUUUUCAUUUUUUUUUUAAUAUAGAGAUGUGUACACAGGAAAACGAAUGCAACGUGUGAAUCACAUCUUAUGGUCCAUGGAUAACAAGUAUAUAUUAUCUGGCUCUGAUGAAAUGAACAUCAGGCUCUGGAAGGCAAAGGCUUCAGAGAAAUUGGGAGUGGUAGGUCAAAGACUAAUCAAAUCAAGUUGGCACAAAUGAUUACAUCUUUUUACCAACAAUUAUUUGUUUUGGUUUUGUUAUUGUUUGCAUGAAUUUAAUUAUACACAUAAAAAUAUGAAUCUUUCCCUAAAAUAGCAAUUCCUAUAAAACAAUUUUUUGAAUUUCUAAGUUUUGUUUGGUGGGGGGUUGUUGUUUUUUUUUUAAUAUUUCCAAUGGAUCCGUCAAACUCUGAUAAGAGUAAAAUGUCUUGUACAAUCAAAUUUGAGUUGUCCAAGACUUAUGGAGGCUGGUUAAACAAUUAGACUGUGAAGGCAUUAAUACAGACAUUAUUCGUGCAAAGUAAAUGAUAAGUUUAAAAAAUUAACAAAUGUAUCAGUUGCUCAGGGAAUGAGUUUAAAUUAACGUCUAUGUGUAUUUUUUUUCUAUUUUUGCAAUGGAUGUCUGUUUAGCUGAUCUUUCCAAUUCUCAGCUAAAACCAAGGGAGAGGACUGCCUUCAACACAGCUGAGACCCUCAAGAAGAUGUUCAAGGACCACCCUGAGAUUAAAAGAAUAUCCAGACACAGGCAUCUGCCUAAACUUAUCCAUCAGCAGAAGGCAGAACUCAGAGAAAUCAAGGAGUCUCAAAAGAGAAAGUAUGUUUGCGUAUGCAUUGUUGUCAUUAGUUGUAGCAAACACACUAUGAAACUAAAGUUAUAGUUAAUAUUUUUAAUCUUUGUAUUUAUAAAAAAAUUCUCUUUCACGAUUUCUUUGCCCUCAGCAGCUGCAACUGUUUAAGCAAUACCAUAUUUAUUUUGUGUAUUGUCAUACUGAAUGAAAAAUGUAUAGAACUUAAAAAAGGGAAAGUUUUAUUUCUAGGGAUUUUCCUCUUCCCAAAAGAAGUCACCUUACUUGGCCAUUGAGUCCAUUACAUCCUGGGAUUUUAAAAAAUCUUUUUUCAAAAGGCUAUGCUAUCAUUGAGUUCAAGAUCACCCUCUAUGAACAUCAAUAUUUGAUAUCUGAUGUUAAUAAAUCUUUUUUUACUUUGAUUUAAGUUUAACUUGUUCAAAACAUAUUUGGAUAAAAUGUAUAAUACCUUACUAACAAUGAUACUGAACAAAACUAUCACAAAGCCUCUUCCCAACCUUCUUUUAACUUCUUAAUUUAAUUCUCCUAGAUUGAAUGAAUUAAGGUUAAAACUGAUAUAAAUACAUGAACACAUCUGUAACUAACAAGUUUUUUCCUCGCAGGGAGAGCAAUCGCAGAUUUCACAGCAAACCUGGUUCUGUCCCUUUCAUACCAGACCGGAAAAAACAAGUGGUGGAAGUCAAAGAAUAACUAUUUAUGGUGCAUUUGUGUGUGUGUGCUUGUGUGUACCAGUGUGCGAUUGGAAGCAAAUAUUGUUUGUGAAUGAAAUUGAGUUUUGAUCUCAUUGAUGGAAGAAGUGGGGAAUAAAUCAUUCAACAAAAUGAAUUUGCAGUUUUGUUUAUCAUCUUUUACAUUGUGCCUCUCUGCAUGUUUUAAGGAAAGUGCAAUCCCAGUCAAAAUAUGUUAGUUCCUUGAACAAGAG